Camelina sativa (false flax) is the source of this 770-nucleotide messenger RNA. RefSeq lists its product as uncharacterized. The record is from RefSeq and is a predicted model, not a curated record. Lineage: Eukaryota; Viridiplantae; Streptophyta; Magnoliopsida; Brassicales; Brassicaceae.
CUCUUGCGACGGAGAUUAUGAAGUUGAAAAGGAUUUUUGUCAAUGAUCUGUUGGAAGUAGAGAUGAUUGACGACAACGACCACCAGAGUCCUCCUCUUUCUACUAGAAUGCACCGAGUUCCGUACAGUUCUGCUGGUCCGAGUAACCGUCGUCUCCGUCACGGCCAUGGAAAGGUGGCCAUUGUAGACAAUAAUGGCCUUGAGCUCACUAUCACCAGCCUCAAGUAUUGUCAAAUUUGCUCUAGACUAGCAGAGAAAGGCAUCAAUGGACAUGAUGAUGAUGACUUACUAAAGCGCAAGACCUUUUGUGGUUUCUUUUCUUGCUCUCGUCCUUUGAGUUUGCAGCCAUUUGGACAGAGGACUGAACGUUCCUGUGAGCUGGCUGAGGCUGACGAAGCUUGUGAAUUGAUUCUACUCUAAUGAGUUUCCAGACCUUCCAUCAGAUGAACACCGAGGCAAUACUGGAUGAGUUUCAAGCUUUAUGAAUGGUGGUUCGAUUGCGCUCAUGUGUUCUCUAACAGCAACAUGGUGGUUAAAUCACCAGAAGAAAAAGCUAAAGAGGGCUUUGAUGGUUUUUGAGAUAGUCUGUGAGGAUCUUUUGGUUUUGUAUGAUGUCAUUGCAUUAUCGACCAAGUAUGUAAAGGAUCUUGGGAUGCUAUAGUUCAAUUAAUUAUGGAGUGUUGGGGUGAGAUUUGUUUCUCCACUUUUAUAAAUUUCUUUAAAUUUCUAUAAUAUUUUUCAAAAAUAAGAACUUCAUCAAGAGAUUUACCA